Aplosporella prunicola CBS 121167 is the source of this 810-nucleotide messenger RNA. RefSeq lists its product as uncharacterized. Lineage: Eukaryota; Fungi; Ascomycota; Dothideomycetes; Botryosphaeriales; Aplosporellaceae. Bases 189 to 668 code for a protein of 159 amino acids. The record is from RefSeq and is a predicted model, not a curated record. The transcript has a single exon.
GGAGAGACACAGUCAGAGGGCGCAGGCAUGAAUGACAGUCUGUUUUUCUGCUGCUUGUGCUGCAUCUGAGAGUUACUGUCUGUGGUCCCCGAGGGCACAGGCCACCUCUGAUCACACCCCCGGCAUGACGUAAAGGUAUAAACUUAUAAAAGCCCGCCGCUCAGCCUCUUGACCCCUUUGCAUCCCUGAUGCAACGCCGAAGCCUGCUCUCUGCCCGCGACCUCCACUGCUUGCCGCUUGAUCGAGUGUCCCUUCUCCACCGCCGCCCGCGCCUUGCCCACGUCCGACGCCCACCCCGGCCCAAGCCGACACUCCGAAAGCCCCUGCACUUCCUUCACCGUCUGCAUCGCCUCCGCGUAGCCCGUCAUGAGCUGCUCGGGCACCAGCCUGGGGAGCUCCGGUGGUCGCGACCGCAGCGCAGCCGACAGUGUCGCCUGAAUCGAGCUGCCGAAAGCUGCCUGUUGUCUGGUCCUGAGCACCCACCGUCAGCCACGUCUUGCUCUUGGCCUGUCGCUGUGCUUACGCCUUCCGUUGGCUUUGUCCAAUCAGCUCGGCGAGCUCCCUGCUGUCCCUCUCGACCGUCUCACGCCCGUCGUUGCUGCGUGAUUGUGACAUGCGGGUCGCGACGCUUCUUGCAAGCUCACGCAUUUCCCUGUUGCUGCCGUUAGUGAUGCGUGCAUAUGUGUUUGCAGGGUGAGACGUAACUGGCUCGCGCUCGCAUUGUCGGUUGCCAUGCUGUAUGUUUGUGUGUUGAUGCGUGUGAGGUGGCUGGUCAAGCGUCAAGUCAACACAACAGGUAAAGCGGAAGGC